This is a messenger RNA of Rhipicephalus sanguineus (brown dog tick), 4680 nucleotides long. RefSeq names its product myocyte-specific enhancer factor 2 (gene Mef2). Gene Ontology annotation, biological process: positive regulation of transcription by RNA polymerase II. Gene Ontology annotation, molecular function: DNA-binding transcription factor activity, RNA polymerase II-specific; RNA polymerase II cis-regulatory region sequence-specific DNA binding; protein dimerization activity. The record is from RefSeq and is a predicted model, not a curated record. Bases 254 to 1591 code for a protein of 445 amino acids. The transcript is spliced from 10 exons. Lineage: Eukaryota; Metazoa; Arthropoda; Arachnida; Ixodida; Ixodidae.
AGCGUUGCUGGCAACACGACUCUCGGAGAACAUGGCGCCCGUCAGCAGGUCGCGUUGCGCUCGCACGGCAGCACAGCUGUUUUCUCGUCUUAUACCGCGGACUUGAAUGGAUACCCGCAGACAGCGACGUACCUUUUCGAGGCACCUCGUCUUCGCUUCGCACCGGUGACCCUGGCCGACUGAGAGGGGGCGGUGCAUGACUUCACCCUGAGGAGACCAACAGCUAUUCACAACGUGUCCCGAAACCAAAGCCAUGGGGAGGAAAAAAAUACAGAUAUCCAGGAUCACGGACGAGAGGAACCGGCAGGUGACGUUUACGAAGCGCAAGUUUGGCCUGAUGAAGAAGGCCUAUGAGCUGAGUGUGCUCUGUGACUGCGAGAUCGCCCUGAUCAUCUUCAACAGCACAAACAAGCUGUUCCAGUAUGCCAGCACCGACAUGGACAAAGUUCUGCUCAAGUACACAGAGUACAAUGAGCCUCACGAGAGUCGCACCAACAGCGACAUCGUCGAGAAAUUGCGCCACCAACGCCUGGAUGGCGGCAGUCAGGCACUGAGCAAGAAGGAACACAAGAAUUCCACAAAUGGCUGUGACAGCCCAGAGCCAGAUGCCGACCAGUACUCACUGACACCUCGGUCAGAAGCCAAGUACAGCAAAAUCAAUGAGGAGUUUGAAUUGAUGAUGCAGCGCAGUGCUCAACUGAAUGGGUCUCGAGGCCAGCCUUCCAUGAGCCAAGGCAUGAGCUCCCUCGCUGGCUAUGCGUCCCAGGAGGGUCUUAUGCAGCCUUCUCCCCAGAUGACUCACUCUAGUGUCAGCCCCCGCCCGAGCUCCUCAGGGGGUGCCUUGCUGGACAUGAAUGGUGUGAGCUCCAAUGGCUACCACCGGUCCACGUCGCCGUCAGCCAACCUGGCCAGCUGCAGUUCCCCUGCGGGCAAGGGUUCCAAGGGAGCCUCGCCCAGCCGCUCGUCUUCUUCUGCUGCUGGACUGCGUGUCGUCCUCCCAGGAUCUCCUUCCCCUACAGGACAGCUGCAUGACCCGUCGCACCUGUUCCUUCAGCAGUCAAUGGUUCGGACAUCCAAUGCUUCGCUCACAACCCCAGUUGUCUCAGUGACGGCGCCGGGGAUGCCUGGCAUGUCAGCGUAUCCGUCCUCUCUAGCAGCUGGCUUUCCUCCAUCGGACUUCCAGCUAAACCCCGAACUUGGCCUUACGGGUUUCAACUCUCCAGGCCUGAUGCAUAACUGGUCAACUCAAGGUCCCCUGGCCAAUGCUGCUGUGCCUUCCGGGGCCAUGCAGGCACACUCCAGCGGGAGCCCCAGUGUGCUUGGCAGCCACUUGUCUCUAGGAAAUGCGACACCACCACCUGCAUCGUCUCCUUUGCCCAUCCGGAUCAAAAGCGAACCCAUUUCACCACCGCGUGGCGGUGGAGGAGAAGGUCUGCACGGAGGAGGCACCAACGCCCGACCUCCGUCCGGCCACUUGUCACCACCUGGGCAGCCUCCACUCACCCCUUCCACAUCUUCCUCGCCGGACCCGACAGGCGACUACGACGGUGCCAAGCGCCCACGCCUCUCGGCCGACGGCUGGCCGACGUAAGCCGACCGGAGCCAAGGCCGGUCCCCCGCAGUGGGGGUUUGUCCUCCUGCUCCUCCCUGAGUCUACUUGCGAGUGUGCCGUGUGUUUAUUUCUUCCCUCUCUUGCUGACUGUGUGGCGUGCAAGCAGGGUCAUCCUCCCGCCACGCACGGGAGAAAGGCUGUGCGCGCUGCUUCCCUGCAAUGUUUUUUUUUUCCUUCGUGCCCACCCCCUCCAAGGUUUACAGGGAGCAGCAAAAGUCGCAGCUCCGGUUGGCGACCAGGAAAAACGCCAUUUGGGCUUUCCUUCUUUGUCGUCGGCGUCAGUGAUGAAGACCGAAAGCGUGUACAUAGGAUUGGCGCGGCUGUGCCCGCCGUUCUGGCCUUUUUUCGACUUUUCGUCGAGGCUAGUUACUUGGCGGCUCCACCUGCCAGAGUAAAAGACGCACCUCUGGAUGUCUUUCUCUCUCUCUUCUUGUUUCUUUCUUUUUCCCCUGCUGCACCUGUGGCACUCAUUAGAUAGAGUGAAAAAAAAAAAUGUGUGGGUAGGUGAUUUACUACUACACAAAAAGGCGUCAGCAACAAUCUUAAACACGUGCGAGGCACAACUUCUUGAGAGCUCCACCGUUGUUCUACUCGUUGACGGGCGCGACGCUCGCGUCAUUGCCACCAAGCCAGGAGCAUUUCUCUUUUUCUGGAGGAAGUACAAGCUUGCCCUCGAGGCCUGCACUGCUGAGAGAGAGAAAACAUUGCCAUGGGAUUGAACCAGGGCCGAACAAACGCCCGUUAUGGCCUACUCAGUCAGAUCCAGAGCCAAGGGAGGCGCCGUGUAGAGGGUACACGCAGUGAGAUAGAGCUAGUGACUAGCACAAACCCCUCCCCAAGGCAGUGAGUGCAGCCAAACAUGGACCGUUUCUAGAGACAUGUGGUUUUUUUUUUCCAUACCAAAGUCAAGUUUGUUGAGAGGGCAAAGUGGCACCCGGUUUGUUGUCAAGCGGUGUUGUUACCGGUAGGAAGUAGUGCUGCCAGAUUGUUUUCUCUGGGCAGAAAAAAAAAAAGCAGCGCACCUUACACAGAAGAAACCGCAUGCACAUCCUGCCUGUUGUUUUAGAUAGAAAGAGCACGCGUUGUCAACAAGACCAUAUUUUUGGUAUCUGCCAGUCAAGCGCAUGGCAUGGCUUCCCCCUGCCUCCCCUGUUCCAAGUCUGUUCUUCACAACAAUGUCCUCGUGGUGCAAAUUGUGUGGUGAAACACCCGACAAGCAUGAAAUAUACACAAUACCACACUCCCACUUUUCCCUUCACUACUUGUUCGUGUGUUCCAAAAAAAGUGCAUGUGUUAUAGUGACUGUAGUGCUGUGUGCCUUUGGACAGGGGAAACAAAGAAAAAAAAACUUUUGAUGGUGAAGCCACAAAGAGGGGUGAACACUACCUAUCUACCAACCUUGUUUCUGUUGAGGUCUCAGUGUUUACACGCUGAAUAUAAAUAUUAUAUAUAUAAAUAUAUAUUAUACACACCACGCGUGCACACGCGUAUAAAGUAUAUUUCAUACGUGAUGCACCAGCUCAUGUCAGUUGUUUUCUUUCUUUUCUUCUUUUCCUCCAGCAGCUGUUAUGCGAGUCUCUUGCUCCUGCUUUUUGCUCCUAUUAACAUUGCACUAGAAAGCAUACCACAGCAUCGCUGUUUGAAGAAAAAAAAAAGAAUUAAAUGAGUGAAUUGAGCCUGAGUGAGGUCAAGUCUUCACUGCUUUUCUCGUCUCUCAUCCUUUUGUUGAGGUAUUCAGUUUCGGUGCUGUCAGCCGGCUUUAUUAAAUUUCUUUAUGCUACUUUACCAUUCACUUUUUUUCAUAGCUGCUACUUUAGAAAGUUGCCAUGUGUCAAAGAAAGUCUGAGAGAAAUUAAUUUUUAUCAACCUUGCUGCAUUUGUAGAAGCUAGCACACACACAUACACACUCUCUCUCGCAACACUGUAAUCUUCCCAGCACUGGUCUCUCACAUGCCCUAAAUACAUGCACACAUCUCGUUAGGAAGGUUAGUAACAGUUUUUUUCUUGGAACACAAAGGGAAAAGGAACUAGAAAAAAAAAUACAAAAAAAGACAAAAACAUCAACUGUCUGCCGCCGAUGACAGACUAAGCAUUUUGACCCCUGCUCCAAUGUACGGGGAACCCAUUGGCAUGCUUCCAUGCACACACAAGAUUAUGUCUACACACACAGAAAAUUUCUUGUUUGUUUGUUUUCACUGUACACGGACGAUGCCUUACCAGAAACUGUACAAGGAUGGGCGAGCGUAGGGAGCCACAAAUGCUUGUUGUAGACGUUGCGACAAACUGAGUUUUAAGAAAAAAAGCAAAAACACUUGGUAAUUGUGACUUGUUAGUUGUAGGUUAGUUUCUCUUGCCUCUCCCUUGACUGUUGCUGCCAUCUGCUGCUAGUUUAAGUUAUCUCGAGGGCCUUGUCAAAAAGGAAAAAAAUGAUGUUACGAAAGAAGAUGUCUCGCAGAUGUUAUAACGUAAAGAUAAAGGAGCUGCUUGCGUUCUCUGACUCCUUGUUGCUUUGAGUCUUGAUGAGAUGAGGAGCAAUGUUUCAGCAGCUCGUGCCGUUCACCUCUUGUGACGGAGGCCUGUUUAACUUAUUUGUCCUUGGAAGCUGUACUUUCUAGAAGUGCACAGGGUGUGUCGGGAAAAGGCUGGCAUGAUGACCCCGUAACCUUGGGGCUGUCUUGUAAAAAUUGUUUUUUUCGCUCAUUUUUUUUACACCCCCUGUGUUUACGUGUGCGCGUAAUAUGUGUGCACCUGGUGAAUUGUCCCAUGGCCUAUUCUUGUCUUUUUUUUUUGCAUUUGUAUCUAGCAAAUGAGUUAAUAUAUUAUUGCAGUGUUCUUAUACAUUUUCUAGUGCAUCCUUUGCCCUUGUUUUUCUUCCCACCCACCCUUUUGUUGUGAUGACGAUGAUAAUUACUCGUUUUUGUCAUAAAACGCAAAACAGUGUUCAUUUCUUGUCAUCUUUUUCCCCCCCGUAUACCGCUGUGUUGCUCCUUCUUUCCCCCUCCUCUUGCUUGUGUAAAGGACGCAUGUUAUCUUCGCGUUUUCACAGAUAAUAUAUUACAUGUGUGUGU